Molecule: messenger RNA, 1347 nt
Organism: Anopheles moucheti
Lineage: Eukaryota; Metazoa; Arthropoda; Insecta; Diptera; Culicidae
Exons: 1
Coding region: 35-1204 (389 amino acids)
Source: RefSeq, a predicted model, not a curated record
AAGAACAAAACCAAGCUGGCCGGUUCCGUUACUGAUGUGUCGCUCCGUAAGUGUGUUGUUUUUCCUGCUCCUGUGCGUGUUCGCCCAAUUGGAGCAAGCAGUGUGUGCGGAUGAUCCGAACGCUGCAAAAAAGGUCUGUGGAUUGCCACUGAUCCAGAUGCAGGGCACCAUCAAAGGGUGGAUAGCAGCGUUCGAGAAAUGUCCCCUCAACAAAGCGUGCGAAAUCAAAGAUCACAAAACACAGUACGAGCAGAUACGUUUGCGAUGUACGAUAGCAUUAAAAUCCAAACCGGAAGCAGAGGUGACAUCUGGUGCUUCUCGGGUAAAGGAGUUGCUGCCCAAAAUCGAAACGGCCAUGAAUGAUCUGAAAGCCAUGUUCGAACCAACCAAGGCAGAUCUUGCAAAGUUGGACAAGCUGUUCGAUCAGCAGGUGCGCGCCGCAUGGCAGGAAGUGGCUGCUUUGCAGUCGGAAGUUUUCCGCAGUACCCUCGCGUCGGGCCGCACCGAACGGGCCGUACUGUACAGCUUCCUGGAAAUGGGCAGCAAUCCACAGCUGGACGGUCGCUUCCAGCCGUCCAACGUGCAAGAAUUACUCAAGUACGCUUGGGCACUGCCUAUGAAAACUUUGCAGCGAACUGUGUACAGCUCGAUCGAGAAACUGGUGCACGCGUCUAACGACCCUCUGCUCCAAACGCUCUACACGGUCGAUGUGAGCAAUGUGGAUAACGACGCCGUGCUGGGAAGUCAAGAGAAUCUGCUCAAUGACCAUGUACAGCAGCUAAGAAACAGUCUGGCCACAAAUUCCUUCGAUACGCUCGUUUCGAUCGCAAGACGUUUCCCGGAGCGGUUCGCCUACAUGAAUGAGCGGUUGUUCAAGCUGCCGGACGGAACCAAACCCCAAGCGGACACACUGCCCAGCGUGGUCAACUUUGUCGGACAGCUUCCCACUGCCGAGCAGCGGUUCAAAGCGGUUGGUGCGCUGCUGCAGUCACUUACGGUCGAAAACGGUACGCUCGUCGCGGACGCCGAGUACGUGUAUCCGCUCGCGAAACUUGCCUACGCUAUGCAACCCCUUGUGGACACCGCCAAAAACUCCUCGGACGCGGCUAACCUGCGGGACAGAUUUAACACCCCCGUCAGUGGAAAUUCCGUGCAGUACUACACGCAGCUACUUCCCCACCCGUCCGCUACGGUAGCCGCCUAGUCCUAGUCGUUCAAUAAAGCUACUUCCAACUACGGGGUUCCGUUUCAUCGCAUUCACCGCAAGCACCGCGAUCACCAAUCAUCUCGUCAUGUGUCCCACCCUAAAGGGAGUCUUCCAAGAACGGGUAGCAUUAAGGGCAACCC